Penicillium angulare is the source of this 1257-nucleotide messenger RNA. It is a transcript of the gene kat1, whose product is annotated as putative 3-ketoacyl-CoA ketothiolase (Kat1). Bases 1 to 1257 code for a protein of 418 amino acids. Gene Ontology annotation, cellular component: peroxisome. Gene Ontology annotation, molecular function: acetyl-CoA C-acyltransferase activity. The record is from RefSeq and is a predicted model, not a curated record. The transcript has 4 exons. Lineage: Eukaryota; Fungi; Ascomycota; Eurotiomycetes; Eurotiales; Aspergillaceae. Gene Ontology annotation, biological process: fatty acid beta-oxidation; phenylacetate catabolic process.
AUGGCCGCAGAUCGUCUUAGCUCGCUUCUGAGCCACCUCCGACCCGGUGCUAACACUGGGCUUAAUGCAAUCACCCAAAAGAACCCAGAUGAUGUAGUGAUUACAUUGUCUCUGCGCACGCCGCUGACCAAGGCGCGGAAGGGUGGCUUUAAAGACUCUGAGUUGGACUACAUUGUCUACGCGCUACUGAAGGAGACAUUAGCCAAAUCUAAAAUCGACCCCGCACUGAUCGAAGAUGUGUGCUUGGGCAAUGUCGGCGAAGCUAAAGCCGCCUACAUGGUCCGCGCUGCCGCUCUGGCUGCUGGAAUCCCUCACACGGCUGGUGCCUCCAGCGUAAACCGAUUCUGUUCCUCUGGCCUGAAGGCUGUGCAAGAUAUUGCCAACCAGAUUCAGCUUGGUGCUAUUGAUGUCGGUAUUGCUAUGGGUGCCGAGUUGAUGUCUGCUGCCGGUGAUCGUCUUGAGCGCCCCUUCAACGAUGAAGUUCUUCAGAACCAAGAGGCAAAGGACUGCAUGCAGCCUAUGGGACAGACUUCUGAGAAUGUCGGCAAGGACUUCGGUAUAUCCCGUGAGCAACAGGAUCGAUAUGCUGCGGAGUCAUUCCGCCGUGCGGAGGAGGCGCAGAAGGCCGGUUGGUUCGAUGAUGAGAUUGCUCCUAUCUCUGUUAAGGUUAAGGACCCUAAGACUGGUGAGGUUCACCAGGUCACAUUGACUAAGGAUGAUGGAAUUCGCCCUGGUACUACAUUCGAAUCUUUGUCGAAGGUUCGACCUGCAUUCCCCCAGUUUGGUGAUAAGUCGACUGGAGGAAACUCGAGCCAGGUUACCGAUGGAGCCGCUUCUGUCCUCCUGAUGCGUCGCUCUAAGGCCAUCGAGCUCAACCAACCUAUUCUCGCCAAGUUCUGCGGCGCCACCGUUGCUGGUGUGCCUCCUCGCGUGAUGGGUAUUGGUCCCACCGCUGCUAUCCCCAAGCUGCUGAGCAAAUUUCAGCUGGAUAAGAAUGAUAUUGAUAUCUUUGAGAUCAACGAGGCCUUUGCAUCCAUGGCUGUCUACUGUGUACAGAACCUUGGUCUUGACCACGCAAAGGUCAACCCCCGUGGUGGCGCUAUCGCUUUAGGACACCCUCUCGGUGCGACCGGCGCGCGCCAAAUCGCUACUGUGCUGAGCGAGGCGCGCCGGACUAAGAAGAAGAUCUUGGUUACUAGCAUGUGUAUUGGAACUGGUCAGGGUAUGGCCGGUCUAUUUGUGAACGAGCAAGUGUAA